Gordionus sp. m RMFG-2023 is the source of this 1206-nucleotide messenger RNA. RefSeq lists its product as uncharacterized. Lineage: Eukaryota; Metazoa; Nematomorpha; Gordioida; Chordodea; Parachordodidae. The record is from RefSeq and is a predicted model, not a curated record. The transcript has 2 exons. Bases 1 to 1206 code for a protein of 401 amino acids.
AUGGCAGACAUGAUCGCAAUUAACGCCGGCGCAUUGCGCGACGACAUUGUCUCUGAGGUGGAGGGUAGUGAAUUGGCGUUAAUGAUCAGCCUAAAUGCGUUCACCGGUUAUGAUAUUUCGCCACCUUAUUGUAGAAUAUUGAAAUUGAAUUCGUCUAAAAAAGAUAUAACUUAUUCGGAAAGUUAUACUCUCCCAGCUUUUAAGACGGAAUGCGUACCGGGCAAGAACGUUCCUUUGACUCAUAUCGAAUCGGAUACGAAUCCCGAAAAUCUCGAAAAUGGACACGUUCUCACAUUUAAUAUAAGGGUAAAUUUAACCGCUUUACGGCUUCAUUUUGGGGGUGCGGAUAAUUUCCAAGGUUGCGAAUACCAAAAAAUAUUAAGGGAUUAUAAGUCAAACAGUCCGGACAACGUCAUCACGUUUACUAAGCCGAUUUCGUUUAAGUACCAGGUGGGAGUUCGAAUAUAUGCUGAUUCUUCCCAGACUCGCCAUGACGUAAAUCGGAAUUUCGACUUUUUCGUACGGGUUAAGUGUUUCGAUAAGAAAAAAUCCGUUAUUUAUCGAAAUGUGCACACAGCUGCUUGCGAAUCGGUGUCUCAUUACGUCAACUGCCACUCAUCCAAGGGGAGAGCUAAAGAAUCGAUGCCUAAGUUCAAUAUAUUGCUCGUAGGAAUAGAUUCGACGUCGAACAAAAAUUUUGAGAGAAGUUUAGUCGAAACUUACCAAUACCUGACUUCCAAAAGGAAAAAAGUUUUUCGCUUUGAAAAGUACGCGAAAAUUGCGGAUAAUACGUACCCAAAUUUGAACGCGCUGCUAACGGGAAGAUUUGUAUGGGAAAAUAAUCCUAAUGGCGAUAAAAAUUAUUUUGACAAUACCAGUUUAAUAUGGCGCGAAUACGAAAAAAGCGGGUAUUCUAGCAUUUUCUUAGAAGACGAACCCGAUUUUUCAACUUACAAUUAUUUGAAAAAGGGAUUUUAUAAACCCCCUUCUAAUUUUUAUUCGCGACCAUUUUCGUUAGAAUGGCAAAAGGUGAUGAGCCAGUUAUCGUCAUCUUCGUCGACGCAUUGUUCCGUGUACGGGAAAAAUGAGGUUGAAAUGUUGCUAGAUUAUUCUAAAUCAUUGAUUCAGGAAAUGGAGAAAUCCAAUCACCCUAUUUCAAUUUUAACUUUAUCACUCAAUAUACGCAUGGCCAUUUGCAAGGGCUAG